Messenger RNA from Geodia barretti, 227 nucleotides. Lineage: Eukaryota; Metazoa; Porifera; Demospongiae; Tetractinellida; Geodiidae. The record is from the annotation of a GenBank genome assembly.
CUCCGAGCUACAUGAUGUCGGCUAGUCUGGAUGUAGAAGUAUGCAGUGCACAGGACGUUGUGGCUGCAGACCCUACUGGGAAAAGCGACCCCUACUGCCUGGUGAGCCUGGCUGGAUCCUCAGAGCCCACCUUCAGGACUGAGACCUGUCUGGCUACACUAAACCCAGUCUGGAACCAGAGCUUCACCUUCCCUCCCUCCUCCCUCACCCCUUUCAUACACAGCACA